AUGGCGGACGCCAUUUUGAACGGAGAAGAUGACCUUCUCUCGGAGAAGGAUUACUCAGUGGGGCUGGUCCAAUUCGCCCCGACCAACAGCGCGCCGUCCAAGGGCGCCGAGAACGGAUCCACCCUGGCGACGGAGGAGAGCGGAGAGCCGCAGGAGGCUCGGGGAGUCGCCACUCAGCCCAAGCAGAAAAAGGCGCGAAAAGCGGCACCGACCCUUGCCGGCGCUAAACGCAGGAAGCGCGGCAGCGGAAAGUUCAACGGCGCAGCGAGAGCCAGCGGGAAAGCCCCGACUGUCUACUUGCGGAUCCAGCCCUCCUCAACAGCAAUUUCGCCCGCGACUUCAGAUCCCGUGGCGAUGGACGGUCUCCCGUUGGGAGGUGUUGCAGAUGUGAGAAAGAUGGUGCGUGAGAAGGAAGCUAGAAGGAUAGUUGUGGAAAAAGACAAUGAUCGGCAGAUGAAAGGAAAAUCUGGAGAUCAAGCAGUUCCAAAGCGAGGCCGCAGAAGGAAAAGGAAAGCAAUACAGAAUCCAUAUAAAUGCUUGGAGUGUGGAAAGCGCUUCUCUCGGAAUAGCACCCUAACUAAACAUAAAAAGGUUCACACAGGAGAGAAGCCAUAUAAAUGCUUGGAGUGUGGAAAGUGCUUCUCUCAGAAUAGCAGCCUUACUGUACAUCAGAAGAUUCACACAGGGGAGAAGCCAUUUAAAUGUCUGGAGUGUGGAAAGUGCUUCACUUGCAAUGGCUCCCUAACUAAACAUCAAAAGAUUCACACAGGGGAGAAGCCAUUUAAAUGUCUAGACUGUGGAAAGUGCUUCACUCAGAAUGGCACCCUAACUAAACAUGAAAAGAUUCACACAGGGGAGAAGCCAUAUAAAUGCUUGAAGUGUGGAAAGAGCUUCUCUCGGAUUGACACCCUAACUGAACAUCAAAAGCUUCACAUAAAGGAGAAGCGAUAUGAAUGCUUGGAGUGUGGAAAGUGCUUCUCUCAGAAUAGUACCCUAACUAAACAUAAAAAGGUUCACACAGGAGAGAAGCCAUAUAAAUGCUUGGAGUGUGCAAAGUGCUUCUCUCAGAAUAGCAACCUUACAGCACAUCAGAAGAUUCACACAGGGGAGAAGCCAUAUAAAUGCCUGAAGUGUAGAAAGUGCUUCUCUUGGAAUGACAGCCUAACUGCGCAUCAAAGAGUUCACACAGGGGAGAAGCCAUAUGAAUGCUCGGAGUGUGGAAAGUGCUUCUCUCGGAAUGACAGCCUAACUGCACAUCAAAAGAUUCACACAGGGGAGAAGCCAUAUAAAUGCUUGGAGUGUGGAAAGUGCUUCUCUCAGAAUGCCCACCUAACUGCACAUCAAAAGAUUCACACAGGGGUGAAGCCAUAUAAAUGCUUGGAGUGUGGAAAGUGCUUCUCUUGGAAUAGCAACCUAACUAAACAUGAAAAGAUUCACACAGGAGUGAAGCCAUAUGAAUGCUUGGAGUGUGGAAAGUGCUUCUGUCGGAAUGACCGCCUAACUGCACACCAAAAUAUUCACACAGGGAAGAAGCCAUAUAAAUGCUUGGAGUGUGGAAAGUGCUUUUCUCAGAAUAGCAACCUUACUGCACAUCAGAAGAUUCACACAGGGGAGAAGCCAUUUAAAUGUCUGGAGUGUGGAAAGUGCUUCACUCGCAAUAGCUCCCUAACUAAACAUCAAAAGAUUCACACAGGGGAGAAGCCAUAUAAAUGCUCGGAGUGUGGAAAGUGCUUCACUCAGAAUGGCUCCCUAACUAAACAUGAAAAGAUUCACACAGGGAAGAAGCCAUAUGAAUGCUUGGAGUGUGGAAAGUGCUUCUCUCAGAAUAGCAACCUUACUGCACAUCAGAAGAUUCACACAGGGGAGAAGCCAUUUAAAUGUCUGGAGUGUGGAAAGUGCUUCACUUGCAAUGGCUCCCUAACUAAACAUGAAAAGAUUCACACAGGGGAGAAGCCAUAUAAAUGCUUGGAGUGUGGAAAGUGCUUCUCUCAGAAUGACCGCCUAACUGCACAUCAGAAGAUUCACAUAGGGGAGAAGCCAUAA
This is a messenger RNA of Euleptes europaea (tarantolino), 2043 nucleotides long. Its product is annotated as zinc finger protein 345-like. The record is from RefSeq and is a predicted model, not a curated record. Gene Ontology annotation, molecular function: RNA polymerase II cis-regulatory region sequence-specific DNA binding; DNA-binding transcription activator activity, RNA polymerase II-specific. Gene Ontology annotation, biological process: regulation of transcription by RNA polymerase II. NCBI's taxonomy places the organism in Eukaryota, Metazoa, Chordata, Lepidosauria, Squamata, Sphaerodactylidae. The transcript has 3 exons. Gene Ontology annotation, cellular component: nucleus. The coding region runs from base 1 to 2043 and encodes 680 amino acids.